Hyaloscypha bicolor E is the source of this 744-nucleotide messenger RNA. RefSeq lists its product as uncharacterized. The coding region runs from base 1 to 744 and encodes 247 amino acids. The transcript has a single exon. Lineage: Eukaryota; Fungi; Ascomycota; Leotiomycetes; Helotiales; Hyaloscyphaceae. The record is from RefSeq and is a predicted model, not a curated record.
AUGGCUACCACCUUCCCAGGCUUCCCCACGCUCCCCUGGGAGCUGCGCGACGAGAUCUGGAAGAACUGUCUUCCAAGUCAAACCCCUGCACUUGGCGGAGAAUUGGCUGCACGCAUCCUGAGCUUCAAACAUCAGGACAAAUUCUGGAGAGGAUCAUCAAGACCACAACGACUACCAAAGAGACAUAUCCCCCUUACCUGGAGACCCUCACCAAGAGCACAACCACAAAAGAAGGCAGUUCAUGAGCUCCAACAAGAAACAGCCACUCCAUACCAGCGCCUCGCUGCUUGCAUCAAAUCUCAGAUACUCGUCCUCAAGCAAGUGAAAAAAGAGCUCGAGAACGAUCCUCAACUCGCGAAAUGGCUCAAGAACCCUCCGUUCCCGUUCCGACCGAAACUUGAGCUCGAUACAGCUACGGGUUCCCUCAUCUAUACAUGUCCCCAGAUCGUCGAAAACUACCACUUGGAGAAGCUGGUCUUUAGGGACACCUCGGCACCAUUACCAAGCCCAUCUACUCGACCAAUACAGUCUGAUUCUACACCAACCACAAACCCAGCUUUGACUUUGACGACUCUUGCAACUACACCGACGAGCACGCCACGACCAUUGACCGAAGAGGAAGACGAAGAAGAAGAAGCUGACUGGAAUCCGGACAACCCAAUCUACUUCGCCGAGAAAGACAACGACGCAAUAUGGUCCGAUAAUGAGGAGGAACCACCACACAAGCGCCAGAAGCACAGCUAG